AUGACACCAGGAACUACAGAAGAAAAGGAGAAUACCGUUACAUUAUUUCUUCAAUAUAAAAAAGAAUUUGAGAAAACACGCUUAGAUAUUCAGAAUAGCAAUGGGAGUGGGGGUAAUCCUGGAAAGUAUUGUACCCGUAAAAAUUUUAAUAUUAAUACUGAAAAUGAUCAGAACUUUAUCUCUCCCUGUCAAGAUAUUGGUAGAUAUUUAAUUGAAAUAAAGCAAUGUUAUAAUUCUUAUAGCCCGGAACGUUGUAAAUACUUGAAUUACCGGAUAAAUUCAGAUGAAAAAUAUAAUAAGAAACCUGAAUGGUUUCAGGGAUAUAAUAAAUUUUCAUCCCUGUUAGGUAAUAUAUGUGAGAAUUAUAUAAAAAAUAUUAAACCUGAUAUUUUAUACAAACUUAAAGGAUUAUACGGAUAUUAUGAGAAUUUUAAUGAAUACAAAGGUAAAGACAAGGAUACUAGUGGUAAUAUUUGUAAUGAUAUUAAAAAUCUUUAUAGCUUUUAUAACGAUAAUUACAAAGAAUGUCAGGGAAAUAAUGAAAAUUUAUUUUGUGAGGAGCUAAACAAUUUUAAGAAAGCGUAUGAUGAUAAAAUGAAUAAAUUCACUCCAUGCGAAGGUUUACCACAAACAUUACCACAAGUAGAACAAACUUCAACACAAAUGUUACCACCUACAGAAGAUGUAGAUUACUUAUUUGUUCCCAUUUUAACAACAGCUAUCGUAUUACUAAUGUCAUUCACUAUAUUUUUUUUAUAUAAGUUUACUCCACUGAAAUCUUGUAUAUAUUAUCGUUUACGAAAAAAAAAAAUUAUUGAACUUAACAAAUUUCAAGAAGAAUCGAGAGAAUCCUUACAAAACCUUCAUGAAGAAGUAAAUAGAAAUUAUAAAGGAAGUUCUCAUAAUAUAUCCUAUCAACCUCAAGGAGACACUUGA
Plasmodium malariae is the source of this 936-nucleotide messenger RNA. Its product is annotated as PIR protein. The transcript is spliced from 3 exons. Bases 1 to 936 code for a protein of 311 amino acids. The record is from RefSeq and is a predicted model, not a curated record. Lineage: Eukaryota; Apicomplexa; Aconoidasida; Haemosporida; Plasmodiidae.